Molecule: messenger RNA, 483 nt
Organism: Nelumbo nucifera (sacred lotus)
Lineage: Eukaryota; Viridiplantae; Streptophyta; Magnoliopsida; Proteales; Nelumbonaceae
Source: RefSeq, a predicted model, not a curated record
ACCUGCUCACUCUCUGUCUUCGAUGGUCAAUACGAUUACUUUAAAGCAGGUCUCGACUUGAAGGACAAAGUGAAUAUCCUCCAGAUCCUCAAACAGGAAGGGAUUAACCCCGAUGGGCAGUACUACAGCUCGGAGAGAAUCACACGAGUCCUUCAGAUAGCAACUGGAGUAACUCCUGCACUUGCAUGCACUGUUGAUAAGUUUGGCAAAUAUCAGCUCCACCAAGUUAUGUUUUGCGUGGAUAAAUCUGGGUCUGAAUUCAUGGAUUGCCCCGUCUACCYUGAGCCCACCUGUCCUUCGAUCAUUAGGUUUCCACCUUUCAGAGGAUCAGCCGCUGAAGGGAUCUACCUUCCUUACUAGUUCCUAAACUGUUGCUUUACUCUAAUAAAUAAUUCACCGUUUUUCUGGUGAAAGUGAAAUGUAGCUCGAAUAAUAAAAUAUGGAUAUGAUCCAUGUAUCUCUAUGUUGCAUGCCUAUCAAAAA